GACUGAAUGAAUUCGUUCUCCUUUUGAAGAUUUUUAAUUUAAACGCGGGAAUUUUCGAACAGUUUACUCCAAUCGGAAUUUAGUCCAUAUAAACUGGAUGUUACUGAAUACCUUUCUCUAUAAAACACUCACACAUACCAAAUAACGAUUAUCGCUGAUAUUUCCGCUUAGAUUAAACGAUGGGAUUUACGUGUUCGGGUCGUCGGUACGAAAUUGUAAAUAAAUUCAAUUCGGUUAUUUUUAAAACGAGCGCUAGUCGAACUGUCGCCGUAUCGGCUACACUAAAUGAAAACCGCUAAUUAACUACCACACAUUUAUUGUAUUUUUAUUAUUGGUGUUGAGAAAACCGUUUUCGUAAUCGACGACGUUCCUAUGACAAUCAGAGAUUAUCAUCCGAUAGUGAGAAUUUAUCCACGGAAUUGAAGUGAUAAGAGAUGUCAUGUGUGAUGAUGGUACAUAUACUUUUCGAUUUCUCUAAUAAAAUCAGUAUUAUCCGGGAGGUGAUACUUUGCGGGAUAUAAUUUUGAGUGACAUUUUUUUUUGGAAAAUGGAUAAAUCACAAAGUGCUUCUAAAACGCCUCCUGACGGGGGAUGGGGAUGGAUGGUAGUUUGUGGCGCUGCUCUUAUCAACAUGGUGAAUCAGGCGAUGUUCGCCAACUUUGGACUGAUUUUUGGGGAAUACCUGAAAAAAAUCGGAGGCGGUCACGCGACUGGAAUCACUUUAGUGUUAGCUUUGAGCGUUGUAGUGACUAAUUGUACGGGACUUAUAGUAGGACCUCUACUGAAAUUAUUAGAUAUUAGGACUUUUACGUUGAUCGGUAUCGGUUUCGUGGGUACCGGUAUGAUCGUUUCCAGUUUUGGUACCGCCACAUGGCACAUCGUUAUCGGAUACAGUGUAAUGACAGGAUUUGGUUUGGGACUUUUGGCUUCUGGUACAUUUUUAGUUAUAAAUGAGUAUUUUACAACGAAAAAAAGUACAGCUGUAGGAAUCUCAAUGGCGGGGACUUCAGUAGGACAAAUGACAAUGCCACCUUUCAUAGGAAUGUUGUUGAAGAAAUACGAUUAUAGUGGCACUACUCUUAUUUUAGGUUUCGUAAGUUAUACUGGCAUCAUCGGAGCCGCAUUUUUCAAGCCGGUAUUCUGUUGUAAAAAAUGGGGUCCAACAGAGGACGUUGCGAGCAUCGAAAACGCUUCCGUAAAACCUACGGGGGAUGUUCAAAAUGAAGUUAAUACCGUAACUAAACCGGAAGAAGAGAAAUUGCUGAAAGCUCCAAUUGUUGAAAGAAAAGUUUCGAUAAACGAUCGGAAUAUUUCUAACGGCGAUACCACCGUUUCGAAUAACGACAAUAAACCUGUCAGCAGCGGAAGGAAAAUCUCGAAUACGGAACGUAAAAUUUCAUCGGCGAAAGGAAUGAUCAAAUCUUAUAGUCAAGGAAUACUGAAAAGCCACAUCGAAGAUAAUUAUAACGAAUCUGCUAUGGAACUAGGAAAUAGCCAUUUCAAGCUGAAUCAUGAAGAUAAAAAUCACCACUGGUUCCGAAAAAUCAUCAAUACCUUAGGUUUCGAUUUACUAAAAGAUCCUAUCUACGUUCAUAUUGUAGUAGGUUUAGGUUUAGUUUACGUUUCGACCGUCUCGUUCGGGGCAUUUUUUCCUAUAUUUUUACAAGACGAAGCCGAUUUGACGGUGUUUCAAACGACAACCGUGAUGACUUGUUUAUCAUCGGCAGACGUAUUAGGAAGGAUCACCGCUUCGGAAAUUUGCAGAAGAAUGAAAUUCAGUAAUAGAAAAUUCUUCAUGUUCGGUACCGUAAUGUUGUCGCUUAUGCGUUCAGUUGAGAUUUUGAUGCCGAAUUAUACUUCUUUAAUGAUAGUUGCGUUUAUUGUUGGUUAUUGGCGAGCAGUCGCCGUGAUAAAUCAAAAUUUGGUCAUAUCCGAGUAUAUUUCAAAAGAGAAAUUACCAUCUGCCGUUGGUCUUAAUAUGGUUACCAAAGCUUUAUUAUCAUUAACGGUAGGACAAAGUUUGGGUUUGUUGAAAGAUUUGUGGAGCUACGGUGCGUGUAUUCACACGUUAAACAUCAUGGCGAUAGUUGUCAUAUUGUUGUGGUCUAUAGAAAUGUUCAUCAGACACGUGAGGAAACCGAAAACAACCAUUAUCAUUGACGUUAAAGACGAAGCUGUCAGUUAAUAUUUUCUAGUUUUAGUAUAUAGUGGAUCAAAACAGACUCGUAUUUCUAUUGAUGUGUAUAUAAUAACUCAAAUAAGUAUUUUUUUUAAAUUUUAUCUACUAAUUUAGUAUCUAGAUAUUCGCAUAUGGUGACAAUUCAAGGAGAUUAUAUUUUCUUUAUUCUGGGAAUUUUUAAAUGACUCGUUCAUAUUUGAACUCUAUUUACGAUUGUUUUAUUUAUAGAUAUCCGAAAAUAUCGAAACUUAAUAAAAACACGUUAGUUUAGCGUUUUCGAGAACUCACAAUCUAGUUAGUGAUAAAAUAAACGGACCCAAGCUAAAAUAAUUGAACCUAACCUAGUCUUAUCGAAGCAAAAGUAAAUCUAACCUUAUUGAAGCUAAAAUAAAUCGGUCCUAAGCUAAAAUAAUCGGACACAAGCUAAAAUAAUUGGAGCUAAGCUAAAACAAUCGAACCUAACCUAAUUUAAUCCAAGCUAAAGUAAAUUGAAGUUAAAAUAAUCGAACAUAAGCUGAAAUAAUCGAGCAUAAUCUAGUCUAAUCGAAACAAAAGUAAACCUAACCCUAUUGAAGCUAAAAUAAUCGAACCUAACUUAGUCUAAUCGAAGCAAAAGUAAAUCUAACCUUAUUGAAGCUAAAAUAAAUCGGUCCUAAGCUAAAAUAAUCGGACACAAGCUAAAAUAAUUGGAGCUAAGCUAAAACAAUCGAACCUAACCUAAUUUAAUCCAAGCUAAA
Molecule: messenger RNA, 2916 nt
Organism: Diorhabda sublineata
Lineage: Eukaryota; Metazoa; Arthropoda; Insecta; Coleoptera; Chrysomelidae
Exons: 7
Coding region: 548-2185 (545 amino acids)
Biological process (GO): transmembrane transport; monocarboxylic acid transport
Molecular function (GO): monocarboxylic acid transmembrane transporter activity
Source: RefSeq, a predicted model, not a curated record